AUGUCGGGAGGAGGAGGAGGAGGCUCGAGGCCCGACGCCGCCGCGGGGGGCUUCCCCGCGAGGGGGGCGCCGGGGGCCGCGACGGAGCCGCCGUCGCUCGCGCAGUACAUCUCGCUGGAUCAGUUCCCCGUCGGCGAGCACCGGCACUCGCGCUCCGCGGAGCUGCGGCGGGCGCUGGCCGACUCGGCGGAGCAGCCGCUCGCCGCGCUGGCGCAGGGCAAGCCGCUCCCCCCCGCGGCCGCCGAGGAGCUCCGGCGGAUCCGGGGCGGCGUCGCGGAGUCGUCGGCCAGGGCCAAGGAAAGGGUGAAGUCGCUGCAGGAGUCCAUCCAGAAGCUGGACAAGUACAAGAACGUGGUCACGCGGCGCCGGCAGAGGAGCGACGGCGCGUCGGUGGAUAGGUCGUCGGGGAACGUCGGUGGCUCUCUCAGGAUCGGGGCUCAGAACAGCGGGGAUAACCCCGCCCAGAGGCUCGAGGAGAGGGCUAAGAGCUCGACCAUGAGCAAGCGUGUCCGGUCGUCGCUGACGGCAGAUGCACGGUUGGAAGGGCGUGUUAGUGUUUCUACAAGGCAAGGAGGUCCUUUGGUUGAUACUGAGAAAAACCCAUCUUUGGAGAAGGACAAAAGCUCCGUUAGAAUUGCCAAUGCCACAUCAGGGUUUUCUGAAGACAAAUUACGAGGCCUAGCUCCUGGUGGUGAAGGAUGGGAGAAAAAGAUGAAACGUAAGCGUUCUGUUGGAACUAUGCUCAAUAGAGGCAGUGAUGUAGACCGAGAUGUUAAACCAUCAGUUCAACAUAGAUCAAACAGUGAAGUACGUGGACGAUCUAGUGAUGCUAUUCCAUUUAGACAUGGAGCUUCUGCUGGAGCAUCUGGAGGUAGCAAGAUGGAUGGAAGCUCUCAACUGAGUAGUUCUGGCUCACGGUAUCUUCUGAAGACAGAGAUGGAUUCCACCCCUCUUCCAAAUGAAAGACGAGAGCGCCAUGGUGGGCUAGACAAAGAACGGGUUUUGGUGAAAGGAAACAAGGCACAUAUUUCCGAGGAUAUGCAACCAGGAACCUUAAGUCCUGUGACCAAGGGUAAAGCAACCAGAGCACCAAGAACCAGUUCGCUUGUCGGUAUCCACUCAUCAUCUACUUUGCUACGCUCAGCUGGAGGAAUUGAUGAAUGGGAAGAAGCACCGUGCACAAAUAAAGCCUCACCAUUGGCAAGCACCACAAAUCGCAAGCGUCCCAUGGCUGCAACUGCCUCUUCACCUCCUGUUGCUUGGGUGGGUCAACGUCCACAGAAAAUGUCACGGACAAGAAGAGCAAAUGUUGUAUCACCGGUGUCAAAUUUUGAUGAACCCGUAUCUGAAGGAUCACCAGUUGAUGUUGCUGUUAGGCCAGCUUUAGAAACGCCUGGCCUUUCACUUCCAAGGGGUGCAGCUAGCAAUAAUUCACAAGCUGCAUCUAGAAUGGAUAAUGUUACAUCUCCAGCUGGUCUAUCAGAAAGUGAAGGGUCUGUUGCUACUGAACACAGGAAUAAGGAAAAAGUCACAAACAGUGGCGACUUUGAGAAUGAGGGGGCAAAUUCAGCUCAUAUGGCAUCAGACUUAAUUUUCUCGUCCAAGAAAAGCAGGAUUCCGUUGAAAGAAGAACUUGAAGAUGGUAGUAUUCGUCGUCAAGGGAGGAGUGGAAGAGGCACUAUGCAUGUUAAAGGGUGUUCAUCCAUACCAAAAGAGAAGUUGGACAGCACUGAAACGAGGAAGUUGGUAAAGAGCGUAAGACCUGCAUCUGAAAAGAAUGAAAGUAAGUUAGGCCGUCCUCCAACAAAGAAAGGCUCGGACCGCAAAGCAUCAUCUCGUCACCCAGAAAUUCUGAAUUGUGGGUCAAUGGAUACUACAGGUGAAUCUGAAGAUGACCGAGAAGAACUUCUAGCUGCCGCAAAUGCUGCCCGUGGUGCAAUAGUUGGUGCAUAUGCUGGCCCUUUUUGGAAGAAAAUAGAACCCAUGCUUACUUUCAUCAGCUCUGAAGAUUUAUCCUUCUUGAAAAACCAGAUAAUAUUCUUGGAAGAACUUGAGAUGGGCAUGUCUAAUAAGCACGAUGAAGAUAAGUUAAAUGCAUCAGCUAACUACAAUGGGCCACCAUCAAUGGUUGAGCAUUCCUCCCAGGUUCUGCCUCCAUCCAAUUCUUCUUUGUUGCUGGAUCAAGGGGAAGCAAAUGGUGUUGGACCAAGGGAAUCUGUUGACAUUUUGUCUUAUAAUAAUGGCGAGAAUCAUAACAACACAUCUCAAAAGGCACAGGGGCAAGGAAUAUUUGGUGAAAUGGCUCCCCUGACAAGUAGACUGCUCUCUGCCUUGAUUGUAGAAGAUGUUGAUGACUUUCCCGAGUCCAAUGGUGUCCAAGGAGAUAUACUUCUGGAAUUCUCAAAUGACUACCUUCCUCGUGCUGCCUCAGUUGAAUUUGAAGCUACGGGGCUAGAAUCCAGUUUUGGAAUGUCUCCUGAUUUCAAGCAUUCAAACAGUAACCCAGCAUAUAACAGCAUGUCCAAUGGUUUCGCAGUUUCCAGUAAUUUGAGGGGCUCAUAUAGUCAAAGUUCAGUUUGCAGUGAGAAUCUAUCAGAUGGGAUAAAUGUUAUGGGGUACCCAGAAAACGGCUCUUUGCAUGGAUCAGUACCGCAGAUUACACAGCAGUAUCAAACUCCCGGAAAAGAUUUAUCUUUACCAUUAUAUGGAUAUCAGUAUGCGCAGAUGUCUUUGCAUGAUAGGACUUUGGUCGAGUUGCACAGUAUUGACAUUUUUCCAGAGAUGCCAGAGCUGGACGAGGGAGAGGAUGAGGAUAUUAAUAAAGUUAUUUUGGAGCUGCAGAAAAGACUCUUUGAUCAGGUGAAUCAGAAGAAAUGCCAAUUAAAUAAGCUAGAAAAAGCAAUUCGAAAUACUAAAAACAUGGAGGAAAGGAGCCUGGAGCAACACGCAAUGAACAAAUUAGUAGAGAGGGCAUACAAAAAAUUGCUGGGUGGUCGAGGUAGUUCUAGUCACAAGGGCGGUCUCAGUAAAGCAGCCAGUAAGGCUGCAAAACAGCUUGCAUUGGCUUUUGCAAAGCGAACACUUGCCCGGUGCCAGAAAUUUGAGGAAACAGAGAAAAGCUGCUUCAGGGAGCCUUUCCUUUGGAGUGUGCUGUCCGCGCCUUUGCCAAAGAGUGACCCAGUUGAUGGUGUCCCUCCAGGAUCUGCAGAUAGGCCAAAGGCCCUAAAGCUUGACAGAAGCCCAUUGAGCCAAGGUAUCCCAACUUCUGCUGAUCCUUUUGCAGGUAGCACAAAAUUGAAAAAGGGCGAGAGAGAAAGGGACCAGAGCAGAGAUGGGUCUGCCAAGAACUCCAGCUCGAAAUCAGGCAGCGGCCGGAACUCGUCUGGCAGCGGCCGGAACGAGCGCAAGACCAAGAUGAAGCCAAAGCAGAAGCUAGCGCAGCUAUCAACAUCUGGAAACGUCCUUGGCAGAGUCACAGAGCCAUCCAACUCCAGCUUCCCAUCACCGUCGCCGCGAGAAUCCAACGAGUGGAACAACCCUCUGAGCACAAGACCUACCCAGCAACCAAGGAACAGCGCGGCCAACGUCGCUCCGGAGUCCCUGGACGCCCCCAUGAACCUGCCACCGAUGGACCCCAUGGUGGACAUCCUGGACGUGCCGGAGGGCAACGACAUUAGUGCCUGGUUCACGGACGGCCUGGACGACUCGCUGCAAGACUUUGAUUUCUCCGGAGGCCUGGAGAUCCCGGACGACGAUCUCACCCAGCUAGGGUUCAUGUGA
Messenger RNA from Triticum turgidum subsp. durum (durum wheat), 3780 nucleotides. NCBI's taxonomy places the organism in Eukaryota, Viridiplantae, Streptophyta, Magnoliopsida, Poales, Poaceae. The record is from the annotation of a GenBank genome assembly.